This is a messenger RNA of Paramuricea clavata, 2404 nucleotides long. NCBI's taxonomy places the organism in Eukaryota, Metazoa, Cnidaria, Anthozoa, Malacalcyonacea, Plexauridae. The record is from the annotation of a GenBank genome assembly.
AUGUCAGCGAAAGUUGUUGCCAAGUGCUUUUGGCAUCAUGAGGUGGAAGAGGAGCUGAGAGAACGUGGUUUAAGGGAGGAGUGGGUUUUUACAAGUAACCAGAAUGGUGAAAACACUGGAACCCAUGAUGAUGUAAUGGAAUUUGUGGACAGAAAACGUUGUGAGGAACUGUAUCAUCAUGUAUGUUCUCCUAACUGCAAGGAAAAGGGUAAGAAUGUCUGAUGCAUAGACUUACUAAUUAUAAAAUGAGUUGUCAGGUUGGGUCCUCUCAUGACAACCAUGAAUGUUUGUUAUUUGGACAUCUUGAAUGUUUGUUAUUUGGACAUCUUAUAAAUUUAAUGUCUAAUCUACAUGUGUAUUGAUUAUUCUAAGUCAACCAGAACACUGCCAGAUGUUAGCUUAAAGUACAAUGAAUUUAAUAGCAUAUCGUAUGUAGUUUGCAUAAUUUAGAUUGUGCCAAUUAAAACUGGAUAUGCCAAUUAAAACUGGCACACUCAGGGACCACCUUAAAUGGAACAGAUAAAUGUUAACCUUGCCUGAGCCUCAUUUUAAAGAUUAUUUCCACUCAGGAUAUUGCUUUGUUGGUCAAAAUUAAAGGUUUACUGUUGUUUAUCGAAUAUUUAUAAAGAAUUAUAUUUAUUUGCCCAUAGCAGUGAGUGUGAGAAAAAACUGGAAAUUCAUUCCAAUUGAGGUGGUCAUAUUAAAUAAGUCUGUUUCUUUACCACCAUCAUUAUGAACAUGUGUCUAUAUAGUGUGUUUAAAAUAUAAACAAACUUAACUGAUUAUUCUCCCAUAUGUAUUUUGAUUUUGUGUAGGGUGUGGGAAACUCUACGUUGCAGAUGGAAACUGGAAACUAAGAUAUGCACAUUGCAUGUGGAAAGUUCCAGUUUCUGUACCAGAUUUUGGGAAUGUCAACUAUCCUAACAUUUGUCCACUUUCACCUAAACGAGGCCAUGCUUUUUGUGACGUCCAUUGUGACAAGGCAAAAUCCAUGGGGUAUGGAACAGAGUUAAAGAAGUUGUACGACAGUUGUGGAGUUGCUGGUGUAGAUAUUGGAGAAGGUAUAUAAUUAUCACUGCAAACCAUAAAAAUUAAGUGCAUUUCCAACAUUAAUUUAAGACCCCCGCCUUAGGAUAGUUUUACUGAAGUACAUUUCUUAUUCAUUUCUUAUUCAUUUCAGAUAUGAAAAACAUAAUAUUCUAACACAUUUAAUUCCCAGCUAUUGAGUAUUGGGUAAAAAUGGUUUGCAAAUUUAACACAUUUAAAGCUGGAAAAUAAUGUACCUAAAGUACACCAAAUAAACUACAGUAGGUGUGGAGUGGCUUACUUUUAACAAUGUUGUAUUGUACACAGUCAAAGAUAACUUGUCAAGGGGAAAGUAAUGCACACAAAUGGGUUGAAUAAGCAUUACUAAUUUGCUAUUGAGUAUUAGCAAUUCCUAGUAAUUGUGUUCUAUUUUCUUACGUAAAUUUUGUUUGUUUUUAUCCUUUUUAGCAUUGGAUGAAAUGUCAAAACAGCCAUUGCCAUUGUUGUCUGGUAAGAAAAAUCUUUAUUUUACUAUUCGAGAAAUGCAGAUCAGAGUGGUACUAAAAUCUAUUCAGUAACAUUCUUUUGUAUCAUAUUUAAAAUUAGGCAUCUGGGAACAAUAGUAUCAAUGUCACAUUGUAUUGGGAUUAGCCUGCAUGCAGUUUACAAGUUCCUGAUAUUUUAAUAAUACAUUCGACAAUGACACAAACUUGUAGUCUGUAGCUUGUGUUAAAAUACACAGGGAUAGAAUUUGAAGUGUACAAUUUUAUGUUACGAUAUCAUGUCUCUUCUAGGCGCACUCUUAUAACCACAAUUUAUAAUAGAAAAUGUUGAUACUGUAAUAUUAAUUGUUGAUCUUCUAUAAUAUUCGGAUAUAAGGGCAUAUGCACCUUUAUCUGCAGUGCACUUAUAUGCAGGUUACUAAAGUAGUGGUUAUUACCAUCAAAUAUUUGGGGGGUUUUAGCCAAUUAAAAUAAAAUAGUUUUUUAACCUAUAAAUGGUUUUUGCAAUAAAAUACUGCACUAUUCAAAGUAACAUAAUAUAUAUACUAUAUAUAUUGUACAGAUUCAUCACUUGAAGUUAUGGAAGAAUUAGAUUUAUCUACCCAUUCCAGAAACAUGCCAAAUGCUUCGACCUAUCAAGGUAAGUAACGUUUACCCAAUUUUAGAGCACCAAUUGUUAUCUUUGUUACACUUAAUUGUUUGUAGAGUUUGAUUACUGGCCACACCUAUAUACAGUAAGCCACAGUCAGUGAAACUGCAAGGUUAUAAUGAUUGGUUAUUUAUAUUUGCAGGUACUACCAAUUUUCUGCAAAAAAAUCCUACAUUUAUGGAAGAUAGUGUUGUAGAAAUGGAUCUUAAAUGUAAUAAAGACACAG